AUGCUUUUGUCGGAUACUCUAUCGGAUGUCCUGCAGUAUGAGCCAACAAACCUCAACUCGACGUUGUAUCUGCAGAUCACGCGAAUCAUUCGGUUGGCUGGUCAGUCUGUGGACGAUGUCAGCAUGCGCUAUUUUCGGGGAAUUCAUACCUUCAUCCCUGUCAUAUCGCCCUGUCGUUUCCAUCAAGAGGUGCUGCACUCGAGUACAUUGCCCUCCGCGAAGUUCUCAUUAUUGCUGUUGUCUAUGUGCCUCAUUACAUAUCAUCCUGGGCUAGCAAAAGGUUCAUCCGCCAUUGACCACACCACUCUAUAUUUAACUACGAAAUCUCUUUACACCCAAAUCCAGAGUUUGUUCCCACCUUCGUUGCAUCUCAUACAAGCAGGCAUCAUCAUCGCUAGCUAUGAGUAUGCGACUAAUAAAAUUAACGAUGCUUUUGCUUCUAUUGCGGUCUGUGCAAGGAUGGGCUACGCUGCUCGCUUGCACCUUACCAACCUUGUAGAAGGGUUAGACCCCAUGGAGUAUUUGCAAGCCGAAGAAGAAUUUAGCACAUGGUGGGGAAUUGUCACUACUGAAAGGAUUAUCUUUUGCGAAGUGAACACCGUUCACCAGCCUCUCAUAUCCAGAUGUCCGGAUAAAGAACUCCGACUACCCAAGACUAUGUCGCAAAAAUGGAACCAAGCUCCUUCCCCGGAAGCUCUCACCCCAGAGGCCAAUUCCAUAGGCCCACCCUUUGUUGAAAGUGAUGGAUACGCAAGUGUGACCCAGGCUGCGUGGCUUCUGGACCAAGUCUUUGAAAGCCUAGAUGAGCAAGACCUUGAUACCCGAUUAGUCCGACUCGAUAGACUUGACCAUGCUUUGCAAACAUCUCUAGCCCUUACCAUGGAACAGUCCCAAGGGCGAUGGGGGCUAUUCUGCACGGCGAACGCCAUAAUGAUUAGGGCCCUUUAUAUCAUACAUAGACACGUCAUCGAGAUCACAGCGGAGAUGACCCCUUCACCAGAGAAGUCUCCAGACCAAUGGCGCGAUAGAUCCUAUAUCGCACUCGAGACGAUCACACAAAUGACACAGGAUAUUGCAAUUACUCAAAACGAUAUGCCCCUUGAAGAGAUGGAUGCGCUGCCACCUAGCCGUGCCUUUGUUCUCAGGUCAGCGUUGCGGUAUCUCGAUGAUCUUGGGGUGAAGUAUACACCAAGCACCUGUAUCCUUCCUGACCAAGCGGAAUUGAAUCCAAACUUCUGUGAUGCCGAUGGAUAG
Penicillium crustosum is the source of this 1254-nucleotide messenger RNA. RefSeq names its product fungal specific transcription factor domain-containing protein. Gene Ontology annotation, molecular function: RNA polymerase II cis-regulatory region sequence-specific DNA binding; DNA-binding transcription factor activity, RNA polymerase II-specific; zinc ion binding. Bases 1 to 1254 code for a protein of 417 amino acids. Gene Ontology annotation, biological process: positive regulation of transcription from RNA polymerase II promoter by galactose; DNA-templated transcription. The transcript is spliced from 4 exons. Gene Ontology annotation, cellular component: nucleus. The record is from RefSeq and is a predicted model, not a curated record. Lineage: Eukaryota; Fungi; Ascomycota; Eurotiomycetes; Eurotiales; Aspergillaceae.